AGCCAUGCAGGUGAAAACUUGGAAACUCUUCACUGCCUUUCUGUGUUGUAUUGGAUUCUUCCUGGCUCUUUCAAGGGCUCAGGAGAAACACUCAAAGCGCCCUUGAGAGAAGCGGUGAAAUUUGGAGACUUUUGUGAUGAAUUGCACAGCCAGCAACAGCAGCUGUGACAUUCAGGAGAGGUCUUCUCGCAACUAUGAUUAUAGAGAACCCGGGCCCACCUGGAAAGCUUUCACUUUCAUUGCUACUGAAUGGUCACUCAAUGCAUCUUGUGUUGUGACCUGUAAUAAUGAACCCAGCUCUUUGGAAAGGAUUGUCACAGUUUACCAACCUCCACAGAAGCUUGAGCUGGAUCCAGUACCAGAAAUGGAAGUGGGCAAGUUGUAUAACUUGACAUGCCGGGUUUUUGGUGUAGCCCCCAUCCGGAACCUCACCGUGACUUUGCUGAAAGAGGAAGAGCAACUUCUGGUAAAGACCUUUGAGGAUUACACUCACCCUGAAGCUGGUGUUGUUGUGGUGAACCAUAGCAUAAUAGCUCAGGAAGAUGACUACAGCAAGACAAUCACCUGCCAAACAUCCCUGGAUCUGAGACCAAUAGGACCACUCCUGAAAACACCUCCCAGGGCAAAUCAUUAUGGACUUUUGAUACAGUACCUCUUGAGCAAAUGACCCUGGAACUCCAGAAGGCGUCGCCAGGCCAGAGAUGGGCUUAUAACCUGCUAUGCCACAUAAUAAGAGUAAAUCCCUGCCAUAGUCUUGUGGUGGCCUUUUUUAAAGGGUCAGAGAGGUUGGGUACACCAAAUGUUACAAACUGUACUUGGGUUGAAGUAGAAAACUACACGGUCACUCUCCCUGUCACCCUCCAUCCAGAGGACCAUGGUCGGGAAGCUUAUUGUCACGCAAGCGUGCACUUAGGCCUACAGGAAACAGUUUACGUCGUAUCUCCGGGGGUUUCACUCACAACUGCUGAAUCCUAUUUGGCUAUCAUUGUAGCUGUUACUGUUGUUGCUGCUUUGAUAGCCUGUGUGCUGGUGGUCUUUCUCAUCUUCAUCGUUAAACUUUGGA
Messenger RNA from Thamnophis elegans (Western terrestrial garter snake), 1063 nucleotides. RefSeq names its product intercellular adhesion molecule 1-like. Gene Ontology annotation, molecular function: integrin binding. Gene Ontology annotation, biological process: cell-cell adhesion. Lineage: Eukaryota; Metazoa; Chordata; Lepidosauria; Squamata; Natricidae. The transcript is spliced from 5 exons. The coding region runs from base 137 to 667 and encodes 176 amino acids. The record is from RefSeq and is a predicted model, not a curated record. Gene Ontology annotation, cellular component: membrane.